GGCUUUGGAUGUCGCCAUAUUUUCCCCUUAUUUUCAGCGGCAGUCUUCUGGUCCCACUUUUACCGCACUUUACUCCUUAUAUACAUACAAACCUUACAACUCUUUUCUAAAGCCCCACAAAAACUUCCUUCCCUAUCACCAUGAAUAAAGUUUUUGCUUUUUCAAUUCUCUUUCUGUUCCUCCUUCCCGUUUUAGUUUCUUCUGAAUGUACGUGCGAUGAAGAUUCUGAAGACCGGAACAAAAUCGAAGCAUUGAAGUACAAAUUGGUAGCGGUCGCUUCGAUUUUAAUAGCCGGCGGCAUAGGCGUAUCGAUUCCGUUUCUCGGUAAGAUAAUUCCAGCUUUUCAUCCCGAAAACAAUGUAUUUUUCCUGAUCAAGGCUUUUGCGGCCGGGGUGAUUCUGGCGACGGGAUUUGUUCAUAUACUACCGGAUGCAUUCGAGAGCUUGUCUAGCCCUUGUCUUCCUGAAAAUCCAUGGGGUGAUUUCCCUUUCGCUGGACUUAUAGCUAUGAUUUCCGCCAUCGGGACAAUGAUGGUGGAUUUAUUGGCUACAAGCUUUUACAGGAAAGCGAAUCUUACGAAGCAAAAACCUGUGAAUAGUGACGAAGAAAAAGAGGGAGGUCAUGUACAUGUGCAUACACAUUCAACUCAUGGACAUGCUCAUGGCUCUGUUAUACUGUCUUCGGAGGGUUCUGACGAAUUGGAUUUAUCUCGUCGGAGAGUUAUCUCACAGGUAUUGGAAUUGGGAAUUUUGGUGCAUUCAGUAAUAAUUGGUGUAUCUUUGGGUGCCUCAGAAUCUCCCAAGACAAUUAAGCCACUUGUAGCUGCAUUAACUUUCCAUCAGCUCUUUGAAGGCAUGGGUUUAGGUGGCUGCAUCACUGAGGCCAGAUUCAAUGUAAAGAAAACUGCAGCAAUGGCAAUUUUCUUCUCCUUGACAACACCAAUUGGAAUCGCAAUUGGUUUUGCAAUAUCAACAGUGUAUAGUGAGAGCAGUCCAACUGCACUCAUAGUUGAGGGUGUUUUCAAUUCUGCUGCUGCUGGAAUUUUGAUUUACAUGGCUUUAGUGGAUCUCCUUGCAGCUGAUUUUAUGAGCAGUAAAAUGCAAGAUAGUCCAAAACUUUUGAUGGGAGCUAAUGUAUUUCUUCUUUUUGGGGCUGCUUGUAUGUCACUUUUGGCUAAGUGGGCCUAAAACUAAAUCUUAGAUAUAAUAUCCACAAUCAAAUUUUAUCUUGGAAUUAAAGUCCUUAGAGUUGGAGCAUAGAAAAUAAACAAGAUUUUGAUUCUUUUUCUCUA
Solanum dulcamara is the source of this 1291-nucleotide messenger RNA. Its product is annotated as zinc transporter 8-like. Bases 141 to 1187 code for a protein of 348 amino acids. Gene Ontology annotation, cellular component: plasma membrane. Gene Ontology annotation, molecular function: zinc ion transmembrane transporter activity. The record is from RefSeq and is a predicted model, not a curated record. Lineage: Eukaryota; Viridiplantae; Streptophyta; Magnoliopsida; Solanales; Solanaceae. Gene Ontology annotation, biological process: zinc ion transmembrane transport. The transcript has 3 exons.